Messenger RNA from Schistosoma haematobium, 1725 nucleotides. RefSeq lists its product as uncharacterized. NCBI's taxonomy places the organism in Eukaryota, Metazoa, Platyhelminthes, Trematoda, Strigeidida, Schistosomatidae. The transcript is spliced from 6 exons. Bases 1 to 1101 code for a protein of 366 amino acids. Gene Ontology annotation, molecular function: RNA binding; protein binding. Gene Ontology annotation, cellular component: SMN complex. Gene Ontology annotation, biological process: spliceosomal snRNP assembly. The record is from RefSeq and is a predicted model, not a curated record.
AUGAUCCAGACUCCAAAGCAGUCACCUGUGUACUGUCCUGGGCAUACACGUCCGGUCGUUGAUAUCUGUUAUAGCGGAGAGACAGAUUGCGGACAUCUUUUCAUCACUGCUUCAAAAGAUGGUAAAGCAAUUCUGCGCCAAGGUGAUACAGGAGAUUGGAUUGGAACAUUUUUAGGUCAUAAAGGAGCUGUCUGGUCGUGUGUCUUAGACAAGCAUGCUACUAAGGCUGCUACAGGGGCGGCGGAUUUCACUGCCAAAGUAUGGGAUGCAAACUCCGGUUCGGAGCUCCUUUCAAUCACCCAAGAUCAUAUUGUUCGGUGCGUUGACUUGAGCAAAACUGACUCAGGCGCAAAAUUACUCACUGCUAAUAACUGGAAAAAGAUUUCGGUCUAUGAUCUAAACGCUCCUAAAUCACCCAUAUCCGUAUUCGGGGGACACGAACAAAUAAUUCGUCGACUGCUAUGGUGUGGCGAAGAUAAACUUGCUUUAUCCAUAUCGGAGGAUAAAACUAUCCGCUUGUGGGAUCUCCGAGAUAUUCUGAAGCCAGCUGCAGUUCAUCAGAUAUGGUCCAAGGAAUUAUCAGACCCAGUCAACGAUAUUCAAUUCCAUAUCCCUUAUAAUGAAGAUCAAGUGAAAGCUGUGGUAGCAUGUGGAAACUCAAUCCAGACUUAUACGUUUGACUGGCGUUAUAGCAACGUGAUAGAAGCACCUGAAGCUUUCCCAAAAUUCAGUCUAUCGUGUCCAGUAAAUUCUGUCAGCUUGCAUCCCACUGAAAAAUUACUUGUAUGUGGUGGAGAUGAUCACAUAAUAUAUCGAUUAAAUUCGGAAACUGGUGAAAUAUUAGAAACCUGCAAGGGACAUUUUGGCCCUCUACAUUGUGUUAGAUUUUCUCCCGAUGGACACGUUUAUGCAAGCGGUAGUGAAGAUGGCACUGUUCGUUUGUGGCAAACUGUUGUUGGAAGUGACUUUGGAUUAUGGAGAUUGACUGUACCGAAUGAAGUUUCUGCUGUUAAUUGCUCAAAUUUAUCUGUAUCUGCCAAAGAUCACUGUAACACGAAUUUAGCCGAAGUACCGGCUACUGGUGAUACUAUUAAUAGUUGAUCCUUUUACAUAUUUUUUUCAUUAUGAAUCUCAUCAGAAAUAUUAUUGUGGUUUUUAUAAUCCAUACCAUUAUGUUAAUGCUAUAGUAAAUUUCAACCAUAAACUACUUCUGCUGAGAAAUAAUUAAGAGGACUUUGUACAGUACUGACUUCAGUUGUCAACCCUGUCAACAGUUUUAUGAAUAGAAUAUUUUUGAUAAAAUAUGAAAUUUAUUUACUCGUCGUUUGUUUUAUUCACACUGCAGAUCAUUAAAAUCAAUGCUCAGUAUUAGGGUGUGUAAAUUCUGUUUCUCUUCAAUUGUAUUAGCUUCUCUACAAUGCUUAUAUUGAUAUUUCGAUACCUCAUGGAGUGUAAAACGAUCAUUGGUCAAAAUACUUCAAGAACAAUGCCUGAACUACCUCGUCUUAUUUACUCUAGUCUAGAUAACCAUGCGGUAUUGCGUGCAUUCAUAUAGUAUGGUUUGAAACUGGUCAUGAAUUUCAUAGUUCGUUAUUAUUACAAUCAGGAUAAUAUGGGGGAGAUAACUGCUUUAUUUUAGCUAACUUGAAUAGCUUAAAAGAGUGAACAUUAUAUGGGAAAAUUGAUAUCUUCGUCGGAAUGUCGCCACAAAAUCCUAAUUGUCAG